Clunio marinus is the source of this 294-nucleotide messenger RNA. NCBI's taxonomy places the organism in Eukaryota, Metazoa, Arthropoda, Insecta, Diptera, Chironomidae. The record is from the annotation of a GenBank genome assembly.
AUGAAGAUGAAGUUAAGUCAAAGCGAGCGACCGAAUCAGCAACAACUCUUUCUAUGCUUUCUAUUCCGGAAAAACCACCACAUUUGUCCCUUUCCCCUGGAGGAAGAACUUCGUUUCAAAGCAUCUAGUAAAAAACAAAAAUCUGUGAAACUUAAUCAAGAUGAAGCUGGAAAACCUUCAAAGAAUCAUUGUUUUGAUGAGAACACAAAUGUGCUUGCAACUCCAAAGAUUUCAACCGUCACAAAUGCGUAUGAAGUUAUCGGUCAUAUUGUUCAAAAACUUUUCAUCAGAUAA